Leptopilina boulardi is the source of this 2109-nucleotide messenger RNA. RefSeq lists its product as uncharacterized. NCBI's taxonomy places the organism in Eukaryota, Metazoa, Arthropoda, Insecta, Hymenoptera, Figitidae. The coding region runs from base 1 to 2109 and encodes 702 amino acids. The transcript has a single exon. The record is from RefSeq and is a predicted model, not a curated record.
AUGGCUUCGUUGAUCGAAAAUGAAUUUACCAAAGAAAAAGCAAAUUUUGCGCACUCUUUGUAUGGGCAAACUGAUAUUCCACGAAAUGCUAUACAAAAAAUUGUUACCAUGUUUGCUCUAUUUAUUACAAAUGUCUUUAUUUCUUAUUUAAAAGAUCAGUUCAAAAUUGUAUGUGACACCAGUGCUACGAAGAGUUUGCAGUUUGAUGAAAUUUGUAAAGUUUUAGAUGAUAAUUCAAACCCUCUUCAAGAUAUUAUAUCAGAAUACAGAAGAUUCAAACUUUUUUCGAAAUUUAAAUUGUCUAUCAAUCCUAUUGAGUUCAUUUUGGGAAAAAAAUUUGAAACUACUGAAAAAGAAGGUUCUACAGUUACUUCGUUUGUAUCAGCCAAAGCUCAUUGGAUUCCUUUAAAAGAAACCCUUGUGAGAGUUUUCAGCAACUUUGAAUUUUUACAAUUAGUAAAAGGUUACGUAAAACAAUUAUUAGAAGAUACCACCGUUUUAAGCAACUUUAUUCAAGGACAAUAUUGGCGUGAGAAAUUAAAACAUUACAAUGAUAAAUUUGUUUUGCCAUUAAUUCUAUAUCAUGAUGAUUUUGAAUCUGGAAAUGCUCUCGGCUCGCAUCAUGGAACAAAUUCAAUUGGAGUUCUUUAUGCCUUUAUUCCUUGUCUACCUCCUCAAUUUGCUGCUCUUCUUGAUCAUAUUUACACUGUUUUGGUGUUUCGAUCUCACGAUAGGAAAACAUUUGGCAAUUAUAAUACUUUUCGACAUGCGAUUGAUGAAAUAAACGAAAUAACUGCGAAUGGGAUAGAAGUGGAACACGAAGGGAAAAAAGAAAAAAUCUACUUUGAAUUAGGAUUGAUUACUGGCGACAACUUAGGACUAAAUAGCAUAUUCGAAUUCGUUGAAAGUUUUUCGGCAAACUUUUGUUGUAGACUGUGUAAAAUGGCGAAAAGUUCUUUAAAUGUUAGUUGGAAAGAAGAUGAAUCAUUGCUCAGAUCAAAGGAGAAUUAUGAAGCAGAUCUUAAGGCCGACAAUUAUUCUGAAACUGGGAUUCAUGAUAGUUGUGUUUUUAAUGCAAUCAACGGUUUUCAUAUUUGUGUAAAUACGGUCGUGGAUGCUCUUCAUGAUAUUGCAGAAGGUGUUUGUUUUUAUACUAUGCAAGGGAUUAUUGAUAAAUGUAUUUCAGAAAGUUGGUUGACAUUACAAGAAAUUAAUCGAAGGCUAACUACAUUCGAUUUUUCUGCUUGCGGAGAAUCUAACAAACCACCUCCAUUAAAAAAUGGAAAGAUCAAAAUGUCCGCCGCUGAAAUGAUUUGUUUUUGCCGUUAUUUUGGUGUUUUGUUUGGUGAUUUAAUACCUGAUAAUGAUGAGCAUUGGUCUCUAUAUUUAAAACUCCGCGAAAUUGUAGAGAUUGUUACCUCGCACAGAAUUUUACAUGGACAUGUUAGUUACCUAAAAAACCUUAUUGAAGAGCAUAAUUAUCUUUUUUUGAAAAAAAUUGGUCCAUUGAAGCCGAAGAUGCAUUUUAUAUUGCAUUACCAUCGAAUCAUUCGUAAUUUUGGACCACUGACACAAUAUUGGACCAUGCGUUACGAAUCUAAGCAUCGCCAUUUGAAGCGUACAACUAAUAAUCUAGCUGGAUCAGUCAAUAUUACAAAAUCUAUAGCUAUUUCACAAUGCUUCAAAAUCAGUCAACAUGCUUCUAGUAUUGAUGUAUCAAGUGAAAAAUUAGGUUCUAAAGCUCAUCGUUCAUUACAAUUAUUAAUACCACAACAAUACGUUCUUCAGGAUACCGAAUACUUUAAUUGGGUUAUUAUAAAAGGUACGAAAUACGCAUUGGGAAAAGUUGUUUUACUUGAAAUGAUUGAGGAUGAGUUGCCAAAGUUUGGAAAAAUUAAAGUAAUUUUCAAAUUUAACGGUGUAAUAAUGUUUGCUUUUCAACCUUUGAUCACUAAAUGUUUCUAUGAGAAGUAUAAUGCCUACGAGGUCGUCGAAGAUAACUGUUCGAAUGAGAAUCACAUUGUAUCUUCCGAAAAUUUCAAUUGUUCAGAAAUAUUUCCAUUCUUUUACCAAAAUGGACAACAGUAUGUUUUGUAUCGUCACGUAUGA